AUGGCACUACGAAAAAUCGCAAUUAUCCCGAGUUUGCAGACGACGGUAGCAAAAAAUUAUUGUCAUUGUCGUAGACGAGAGAUAUCCAAAAACAGCGAUCGGCGACGACGUUCGGAAAAAAUUCGCACGUACCUACGUAAAAUAUCACGCGGUAACAACACUGCCGGUGCGCGAUGCGACCAAGUUUCGGCGUACGACGGACGACAUUUCCCGGACGAGACCGGACGAGCGUACGCGGUUCACGAUCACAAUGAGCCCGUUUCACGGCCACACGCCAACGUCCGCCACUGCGUUCGAUUCGGCGGCGCCCGUUGGUGGGGACCCGGCGGCGGCGGCAAUGGUACACGUCGAGAAGAGUAG
Molecule: messenger RNA, 360 nt
Organism: Macrosiphum euphorbiae (potato aphid)
Lineage: Eukaryota; Metazoa; Arthropoda; Insecta; Hemiptera; Aphididae
Source: the annotation of a GenBank genome assembly